Messenger RNA from Juglans microcarpa x Juglans regia, 866 nucleotides. RefSeq lists its product as uncharacterized. The transcript is spliced from 4 exons. The record is from RefSeq and is a predicted model, not a curated record. Bases 155 to 820 code for a protein of 221 amino acids. Lineage: Eukaryota; Viridiplantae; Streptophyta; Magnoliopsida; Fagales; Juglandaceae.
AGAGAGAGAGUUUUUACUCCAAACAAUCAAUCAUCGUUGAAUAUUGACAGAGCCCAUCAUAUGUGAAUAAACUCUCGAGAGAAUUAUGACUUACAAAGUAAGAUGGAGCUUGAGAGAAUCAGCAUAGAAUCCUAGAGAGAGAGAGAGAGAGAGAAUGGAUGUGAGGAAAAUAGUGGUACUAGUGGAAGAAGAGGAGGCAGCAAGAACAGCCCUCAAGUGGGCUCUACAAAACCUCAUUCGCUGCGGCGAUUUAAUCACUCUUCUCCACAUCUUCCCCUCUUCCUCUUCUUCUUCUUCUUCUUCCUCCUCCUCUACAUCCAAAACCAAGACCAAAUCUCGUCUCCUCCGCUUAAAAGGCUUCCAACUCGCCCUCUCUUUCAAAGACAUCAUCUGCAACAACUUCCCCAACGUUGUUUCACAGACAAAUAUUGAGAUUGUUGUGACGGAAGGUGACCAAGAGGGUGCGAAGAUUUCAGCCAUGGUUAGAGAGAUCGGAGCUUCGGCGCUUGUGGUCGGACUCCAUGACCAAAGCUUUCUUUACAAGUUGGCAAUGUCGGAAGGCAAUAAUACUGGAAGUAGGUUGGAUUGCAGAGUGCUUGCCAUCAAACAACCAACAGCUAAUUCAACAGUACCGACGUUAAGGACGAAGAGGAGUAGUGCAGUACUAAAACUAGACAGUUUAAAUAAUAUGGACUUUUCGCAGAUAGAGAUUGCCAGCUUACAUACUGUCCCAGAUAUUUCUCCACCAAAAAUUCCAUACAGAAUUUGCCCAAACCCUUCAGCGAUUAUUUGGAGGUCGAGGAGAUCAUCAAGAUCAUAAUGUUUCUGGAAGUACUGGAUCGAGCUGGCUCAAUGUAAAUUAUCUC